AUGCACAAAGUGGACCUACCGCUGGAGAGCAAGGAGGCGGCUGCCCUUGAGGCGCGGAGGGAGCGAGAGAAGCAACGGCUGAGCCGCAUCUUCAACGCACGCCACCGCACCAUGGGGGUGGACGUGGAAGCCCUGCGGAGUCAAGUGGAGGAGCGGAAGCUGAGAGAGGAAACGGAGAAACGCCGGGAUGAGACCUAUGACGCCGAGCGGGUGCUGUGCGACCGGGUGGCGCAGAUGCUGGAGGAGGAGGAACGUCAGCGGGUGCGGCGCCUCCACCAGGCCGUGCAGGAGUUCCGGGAGCGGGAGCAGCCACCCCCCACCCGGCGGGAGUGGGACCUGUACAACCCCGAGGGGCUGCGCCGGGACCAGCCGGCCCGGGUCAGCGACUACGACCCCCGCUGCGGUCCCGCCAGCCUGCAGCGCUUCGCCGGCGAGGACCUGGCGCUGCCCACCCGCCGUCGGCUGCAGCAGGAGCAGCAAUGCCACAGCCUGGAGGACCAGCGUGCCGAGCGGCAGCGGGCCCUGGCCGACACCAAGUAUGCAGACACGCUGGAGGAUAAGAAGCGAGUGGAGCUGGAUCUGCGGGCACAGCAGCUGGCCCAGCUGGAGGAGGAAUGCCGCCGCGCCAAGGACCUCGCCACGGCCGACUACAACCGGGCCCAGGCGGCAGAGGCGGCGGAGCAGCACCGGCUGGCGUGUCAGCGGGAACAGGACGACAACCAAGCCGAGAUCCACAACCACCUGACGGGGCAGCUGCUGACAGAGGACCCAGCCGUGGCCGAGAGCCCGCUGGGCCCUCACCGUAUCCUCACCGACCGCUGGAAGGGCAUGAGCCCCAAGCAAGUGGAGGCCGUGUGGAAGGCCCAGGAGGAGCAGCGGCAGGAGAACCAGAGGCUGCGGGAGGCAGAGCGGCAGCGGGAGGCUGAGUGGGAGGUGCAGCGGCAGCUGGCAGCCCGCGCAGCCAUGGCGCUGGAGGAGGAGGAGCGCCUGGCCCGGCUGCAGCUGAGGAAAGGCCUGGAUGCCUACAACCAGCAGCUGGCGCAGGAGCAGAGGGCACAGCAGCAGUACCUGCAGAGGGAGGUGUACACCAAUCCGCCCAGCGCCCAGUACCACCUGCAGUUCAAUACCAGCAGCCGCUAG
Molecule: messenger RNA, 1140 nt
Organism: Emys orbicularis (European pond turtle)
Lineage: Eukaryota; Metazoa; Chordata; Testudines; Emydidae
Gene: RIBC1
Product: RIB43A domain with coiled-coils 1
Exons: 7
Coding region: 1-1140 (379 amino acids)
Source: RefSeq, a predicted model, not a curated record